AUGGCUUCCCAAAUGGAGUGCUUCAACGACUUCUGCCUCUCCUGCGACCGCCAGAUUGCCGAGAACGGCGUCUACUGCUCGCAAUCGUGCCGCCUCGCCGACCUCGAAAGGGCCGGCACCACCGCACAAGCACCCUCGCAACUGUCAUCCUCGGCCUCAUCGUCAUCCUCGUCCAACAGCGGCUUCUACCUCGCCCCCGCAAUCAACUUCUCGGCAUACAAGGCGGCAUCCACGUCGUCGCAAGCAGUCCCCUCGAGCCCCUACCACUACUACCCCACCGCAAACGGCAGCUACUUUGCACCCCCCACGGCAACCAGGCAAUCACCCCAACGCAGCCUGACUCCCUCAUCAUCACGCUCCUCGCUAGCCUCUUCGUCAUCAUCACGGACUCAAUCGGGCAUCUCGCAACAAGCGGCCACGCAGCUCAGCAGCUACGUACGAUCGUUUGACCAGACCCGAGACGUCAAGAGGAGGUACACACAGUACUAA
Molecule: messenger RNA, 489 nt
Organism: Bipolaris victoriae FI3
Lineage: Eukaryota; Fungi; Ascomycota; Dothideomycetes; Pleosporales; Pleosporaceae
Exons: 1
Coding region: 1-489 (162 amino acids)
Source: RefSeq, a predicted model, not a curated record